UUUAGCCGAGUAGGUCCAUCACUUCCCCUCUUUGCGCUUUCCUGUAUCGCCAAUAUUGACCAGUAUUUUAGCACACCGUAUAAGCAGAGAAGAGACCAUACAUACCAUCUGACUUUGCUCUUCUCUUUGCGAUCUCUUCAUUCUUUCAUUACUUUUGAUUUUUGCUAUUUCAAACCCAGAAAACAUGGCCGAGGUUGCAGGCCUACUUCUAUCCCCCUUCCUCCAACUAUUCUUUGAAAGAGUUGCUUCCCGUGAGUUCGUUGACUUCUUUCGAAUCCGAAAACUUGACGGAAGACUCUUGAAGAGGCUGGAGAUAGCAUUGCUGUCUGCGAAUGCGGUGCUCGAAGAUGCAGAGGAAAUGCAAUUUACAAAGCCUAUGGUGAAACUGUGGCUUGAUGAGCUGAAAGAUGCCGUCUAUGAUGCAGAAGAUAUCCUGGACGAGAUUCAUACCCAGUCUUGCGAUGCAAGUUGGAUGCUGAAUUUCAAACUACUUCAACUAAGGUACGAAAAACCAUCUCUACUUCUCUUAAUCCUUUUGUCAGAGAGAUAGAACCAAAGAUAAA
Molecule: messenger RNA, 563 nt
Organism: Juglans microcarpa x Juglans regia
Lineage: Eukaryota; Viridiplantae; Streptophyta; Magnoliopsida; Fagales; Juglandaceae
Product: putative disease resistance RPP13-like protein 1
Exons: 2
Coding region: 185-550 (121 amino acids)
Source: RefSeq, a predicted model, not a curated record